AUGGUCGUGAGAAAGCUGUACCUGGCCAGGAGUGGGACCGUGGGUGUGGUCUGCCCAGUGCAGACAGAAGAAUUGAAAAGAUUGCAGAACCCCUUGAAACAAGUUAAUGAUGGAAAGUAUUUACUUGAAAAUCACCAACUGGCCAUGGAUGUGGAGAAUAACAUCCAAAAGUGUCACCUCAAUCUACAGCCCUUGGACUCAAAGGUGAAAAUCAUUCAGCGAGCGUGGCGUGAAUACCUGCAGCGGCAGGAGCCCCUGGAGAAGCGGAGCCCAUCCCCGCCCUCUGUGUCCUCGGACAAGCUGAGCAGCUCUGUCAGCAUGAACACCUUCUCAGACGGCAGCACACCCUCCCAUGAAAAGAAAGUGACUUUGCUCUACCUUGACUGACCUGCCAUACCCCCUGGGUUCAUAUAUAUUCUCAGGGAGCCCCAGAUAGGAAGACUUGGUUUUACCACCCUCUGA
This is a messenger RNA of Budorcas taxicolor (takin), 462 nucleotides long. It is a transcript of the gene IQCJ, whose product is annotated as IQ motif containing J. Lineage: Eukaryota; Metazoa; Chordata; Mammalia; Artiodactyla; Bovidae. The record is from RefSeq and is a predicted model, not a curated record.